AUGGAAGCGAUUGAGGUGCGCCCGCUUAGUAGCCGUGAGCUCUCUGCCGCCGCGCGGACAGCAGAUGGUGACGGAGGUGCGUAUCGCCAACCACAGCGAAAGCCUCACACGCAGCAGGGAGAGCAACAACGACAGCAGCUGCAUGUGCCGCGUGGGCAGCGGGACUUGCAGCGACUCCGGGAUCGGGCAGAGGGACAUGUUAAGAUGGCGUCUCAGCAAAGGCUACGUGAGGAGUAUCGCCGCGCUCUGGAAAUUCUGCGAGACAUCUAUGCAGCUCUGCAGACGACGGUGCUGCAAGAGAGGAAGCAACAACAACAACAACAAGAGAAGUUUCUGUCCUCAACUGAGGCGGUGCGAUUUGAGAGGCUACACCAGCUCCGCGAUACCACUAACCGCCUGACGACGGCUCAUUUUGCCCUGUUGCCUAUUGAGGCGGUACUAAAGUUCCUUGAGCUGGUGGGGCGCAUCGUGGCGCUGGUGCAGGAGCCACACACCACUGCCCACGGCUAUGUUGUGCGCCAAGCUCUUCGAGCCAUAUUCGUUGACGGAGAUACAGUUUCCCCUGCUGUUCGUUCACAGCGCCAUCGGCGGGGGCCGCUUCUUGGCUUGCACUACUACAAGCUGCUUCACGCGAUGCUUUCUCUCCCCGCUUCGGAGAGCAUUGAGGUGCUGGACAGCACUAGUGGGGUGUUGCCGGUUGAGGAGCUCUGCGUGCGACGUCUCUGCUGUGGUGCGGGCGAAUCUCCGCCGCAGCACUUCCCCUUCCUGCUGCAGAUUGGACCUGCACGUGCUGUCCGCGUGGUCGCGUGGUGUUUGCGCUCCCCCGCGUCGACGGGUCUUACGGCAGUGCCGGGGCGGCAAGAGCGCGGGCGUGGCGCAUCACCGCUGCCACCGCGCUCUGCUUUGCGUAUUCCCUUCGGCGUCGGAAAGGAAUACACCCAGAGUGUACUGGCUGCUUUUGCACAACGCCCUUGCGGUGGCAGUGCGACAGCAACAACAACCGCACGAACAGAAGCCGAGGCGGCGACAGAGACAAAGCUGUUUGGUGUGGCGGAGCUGGCGACGCUGUGCAGUGCGAUUGUGUUCUACGAGAUCACGACAAUGGAGGCGGUGACUGUGCUGGUGGAGGCCGCACCGAUGUGUGCUGCAUACGUCGAGGCGCUGUCGGGUCACCAGCUGAGUUGCGUCAUGCUCGCCUACGCGACGUUGAGGUAUCAUGGCAACUUGCUGCGGCACCCCACGCCGACCGGCACUGCACUAUCGGCGGGNUGCUCGCCUACGCGACGUUGA
Molecule: messenger RNA, 1290 nt
Organism: Trypanosoma grayi
Lineage: Eukaryota; Euglenozoa; Kinetoplastea; Trypanosomatida; Trypanosomatidae
Exons: 1
Coding region: 1-1290 (429 amino acids)
Source: RefSeq, a predicted model, not a curated record